This is a messenger RNA of Brassica rapa (field mustard), 2707 nucleotides long. RefSeq lists its product as uncharacterized. The record is from RefSeq and is a predicted model, not a curated record. Gene Ontology annotation, biological process: shoot system development; root development. NCBI's taxonomy places the organism in Eukaryota, Viridiplantae, Streptophyta, Magnoliopsida, Brassicales, Brassicaceae.
AUCAGAUCGAUCAAAGAAAGGAAAAAAAAAACUCAAAACACCUUUACUAAAAAAAAAACACAAAAAAGGAGAGGAAAAAAAGUGUUGAAUAUGACUAUCAAGAAACAACUAAGAUCCAUCAGUUUACCUUCAAGAUCACAUCCGAGCACGGCAGGGAUCGAGGAAGCUCUUAACAAGGUUAAAGCGAUUAACACCACGGCGGGUUCUUCAGAAUCAAUCUUGACGGCGUUGGCUGGUUUGGAGGAGCUCUAUAAUUGUACGGAGGAGUUUCUUAAAAUGGGUUCGACUCAGCGUGUUAUGUCCUCGGAUGGAUCAGAGUUUAUGGAGGAGAUGCUCGAUGGGUCUUUAAGGCUAAUGGAUAUAUGCAAUAUCUCUAGAGACCUCAUGGUGGAGACUCACGAACAUGUUCGUGGUGUUCAGUCGUGUGUCAGACGCAAGAAAGUAGCCGGAGGAGGAACUGAUCAACUCGAUGUGGCUGUCUCUGGCUAUGUCAGAUUUAGAAAGAACAUGAGAAAAGAAACUAAGAAGCUUCUUGGAUCCUUGAAGAAAUUUGAUGGAGAGUCAUGUUCAUCGUCGUCGGGGGUAAGUGAUGGCCAACAAGAUGAACAUCUUGCGGCGGUUAUAGAUGCGAUGAGACGAGUAGUUUCAGUUAGCGUGUCGGUGUUGAAGUCGUUCUUGGAGUUCUUGUCGGGACGACAAAGUAACAUUAAGAGCAAGUUGACUUCGGUACUAAAGAAAAAGAAGGUUCAUCAUGAGGGGACGAAGAACGAGUUGGAGAGUUUGGAUUCAUCGAUAUGCUGCUCUCGUGAUGACCUACAAAAGAGGCUUGAAGAGGUCGAGAUGAGCAUUGACGGAUUCGAGAAGUAUCUAGAAGGUUUAUUUCGAAGGUUGAUAAGAACACGAGCCUCGCUUCUUAACAUAAUCUCUCAUUAAAUUCUAAAUUAUGCAUGUAAAGUUGUAACCUUCGUAGGCAUUCGACUUUAGAGAAUUUGCCCGGCGGCUACAUUAGUUACACUAAUAUUUUGUACACUAAUCAAACAGAUAAAUGUAGAAAAUUAAACACAUUUUGUAAAAAUAGAUACAAUAUUGCAGUUAUAUAUACAAGCCUUCGUGUGAAAAAAUGCCAUGGAACGAUGAAAAAAAAUUCAAAUGACAACACCAAUUUCUUGAUAUUAAAAAUUUAAAUUGGAAUUCGCUUAGAACGGUAUUAUAUCACAUUUUCCAGAACUAUAAAAUCUAAGGAUUAUAUCAAAAUUGUACUAAAAAUCUACAACAACAUAUCAAAAAUAGCAGCCCGAUUUAAUAUUUAAAAUAAAGUUUAUAGCCUAAAAUUUACAAUCAAAAUGUAGCAAAAACGUAGUUAUACAGGAAAAACUAGUUUCAACCUACCAGAAUUCAUGAUAUUCUUAUGUCAAAAUAAUUUUUUAAAAAUUAAAGUGGAUUCAGACCAUGCAAUGAACAUGGCCCACAAACAAUGCUAGCACAAUUAUUGAUGUAUAUAUAUGAUUUCAGUUCUCAAUUUCCGGUUCAUUUCGACUGAAGAAACCAAGUUAUAUAUGGCUUACCAUUUCAUAUAAUUUUCGGUUUUUAAUUGGAUCCAACGGACGCAACCUUCAAAUGAAAAGGCGGGAGAGACCAAUAGAGAGAUAUAGACAUUAGACACAGGAAGAGGUAACGGUCAUAACCGUCAUGUGAUCAAAGAAACUAUAUAAACAACAUUUCGGUCUCAGUAAAACUUAUUACUCUCAACAAAGUCAAAAUCAUGAGUGAUCCCGAGAAAACAAAAGUGAACACUGAGGAAAAAAUUAAUGAAAAUUCUGAUGAAAGUGAUUACCUCUGGAGCGAUGAAGAAGAAGAAGGGGAGAUGCGCGAAAUCGUUCUCGCCCUUCCCGCACUGAGUCUUAGUGAUCCGGAUGAAAUAACCCGUCAAAAAGCUGUCGCUGCGGCUGACUUGUUGGUUGCUGCCGCUCAAGAAGCGGCGGUGACUAAAGGCAACAUGGAUCAACAAGGGUUUGGUGGAAGUGGUGAAACAGCUAAGAAGGAAAAGUCUCGUCGUCCAAGGACGGUUAUGUUGGACGACUUGGCAGAUGUGGCCGGCGCGUCCGGUUCUAAAGCCACCGUGUCUGCUGGAGAAGAAGAGCCGGCAAAGAAGCCUAAGAAGAAAGGUUCUCCUAAGUUGAUCAACCCACCUGAAGGUCCUCCUAAAUGUAACGUUUGCGGGAGAAGUUUUCUUUCUUGGAAAGCUGUCUUCGGCCACUUACGGUCUCAUAGAGACCGUGGUUACUCUGGCUUCUUACCUCCCCCCACAUUUAAUGCGGCCGUGAAAGCAUCUGGCGGGGAUGUUGCUGCUUCUUGCGGUGAUGGAGGGCUUGGUUUAGGCACUGGAGGGUUAAAUAUUGAUUUAAACGUUGACCCAAUUGAUGAGGUGGAGGAAUGUGGAACUGGGUCUACUCCAAAGUUUGAUCUCAACAGGUCACCGCCACAAGACGAGGAAGAUGCGAAAGAGGACAAAGCCGAGUGAAGGCUCUGCGUGGCCUAAAACAUUUGCAUUUUCUAUUUUCUUGCUUAAUUUAAGUUUCUGCAUGUGUGUUCGCAUGCAAACAUUAUUCUUCCUUGUCCACAUUGUUUUCUUCGGUUUGUUUCGUUGAAGUAACUACACAAUAACUACAUUCGUAUGGAUUUUUUUUUCUAAGAACCACAUUAUUCA